GAAGCGAUCUGAAUUCCCAGUGUUCCUCGAUUCGGUAUCGUUUGCUGAGUUGUUGUGCGAAAUCGAUACGUUCAUAUUCGAUGCAGAUGGUGUUUUAUGGCUUGACAGUACGCCUAUUGUUGGUUCAGCUGAAUUCCUAGAAUUUCUUAUUGAGCAUGGUAAGCAAAUCUUGGUAUUAACAAACAAUUCGAAUAAAUCACGGUCUGCAUUAUUAUCAAAAAUGCAACAUAUGCGAGGGUUUGGUGCAGAUAAUCGUAAGGUGUAUUUGAUUGGUUCGAAAGGGUUUGCCGAGCAACUCGACGAUGCCGGAAUUGAGCACUUUGGUUGUGGACCUGAUCCAGCGUACGCUGGGAAUAUUGAUGAUGAUAACUUUUUGAGUAAAGAUGCAUUCGUGUACCGCGUCGGUUUUGACGAUCCGUUAACGAAAGUUGGUGCAGUUGUAGUUGGUUUUGAGAAGCAUUUCAGUUAUGUUAAACUGAUGCGUGCUGCGAACUUUCUGCAGGAUGAGGAGUGUCUUUUCCUGGGUACAAAUGAAGAUGAGACCAGUCCCGGUCCACAUCCGAAGAUGAUAAUUCCAGAUGCUGGUCCAAUUAUAGCUGCAGUCAAGACGGCU
Anisakis simplex (herring worm) is the source of this 613-nucleotide messenger RNA. The record is from the annotation of a GenBank genome assembly. NCBI's taxonomy places the organism in Eukaryota, Metazoa, Nematoda, Chromadorea, Rhabditida, Anisakidae.